Messenger RNA from Balearica regulorum gibbericeps (East African grey crowned-crane), 243 nucleotides. The record is from RefSeq and is a predicted model, not a curated record. Lineage: Eukaryota; Metazoa; Chordata; Aves; Gruiformes; Gruidae.
GUGUAUGAAGAAAAGGAUUAUAGAAGAGUUAGAUUUAUUGGACGACAAAAGGAGGUGAACAAGAAUUUUGCGAUUGAUUUGAUAGCAGAACAGCCUGUGAGUGAAGUUGAAAGUAGAGUGAUAUCAUGCGAUGGUGGUGGUGGAGCUUUGGGACAUCCUAAAGUAUACAUAAACUUGGACAAAGAUACAAAGACCGGAACAUGUGGCUACUGUGGACUUCAGUUUAAACAGAAACAUCACUGA